AGCUGCUCGUUCCUCAAAGUGCACGCAGGUGCAAAGUUGGAGUGCUCCAAAUGCUGCAGAUCAAAUUUUUGUUUUUUGAAAUAUUGAAAAAUUAACUAUUGGUGAAUAUGGAGAAAAAUCCGAAAUAUGAAAGUGAACGAAAAGGUUCUUUUUUUGGCGCUCGUCAUGUACAGUGUUUCAUGGUAUUCCUUGGCCUUACUGUCGCUUUUGCACAGCGCGUUAAUUUAUCAGUAGCAAUUGUGGCGAUGCUGGACCGAAAUUCGACGAAUCCGGACUUUGAGGAAUACAAUUGGUCGGAGAAAACGAAGUCCUACGUACUGAGUGGCUUCUUUUGGGGUUAUUUCGUGACGCAAAUACCUGGCGGUCAGUUGGCACAGAAAUAUGGUGGCAAAAUAAUGUUGCUUGUUAGCAUAACCACCAGUAGUGUCUUGGCUUUGCUAACGCCAUUGAGUUGCCACAUUGGCGACUGGAAAUUACUCUUUGCUGUACGUGUGCUACAAGGCCUGAUACAGGGCUGCAUUUUCCCCUCAACACAUACCAUACUUUCGAAGUGGGUGCCACCAGUGGAACGUGGUUCGAUUGGCACAUUCUGCUUUACGGGCGUACAAUUCGGCAGUGUCGUCAUGAUGGCUAUCAGCGGUACAAUAGCUUCGUCUUCAUUUGGUUGGCCGGGUAUUUUCUAUGUCUCCGGUUUGGCCAGCUUACUAUGGGCUUUGGUAUGGUAUUUUAUUGGUGCCAGUUCACCAAGUGAUUACAAGUGGAUAUCGGAUGAGGAGAAAGUGUAUAUUGAAUCAUCAUUGGUGACAGUGAGCAAAUCGGAAGGAGAAGAACAUAAGCCAACUAAGACACCAUGGAUUAAGAUAAUCACGUCCCCACCAUUCUUGGUUAUACUCAUAGCACAAAGCUCGUUCGGUUGGGGCUUCUGGACGUUGCUCAUACAAAUACCAUCGUAUAUGAAACAUAUACUCAAGCUGGAUAUUAAGGUUAAUGCACUCAUGUCUUCGCUGCCUUAUCUCGUAAAUAUGUGUUUGACAUUUGCCUUCUGUGGCAUCAAUGAUUUCCUGAUCAAACGUGAUUACAUAAAUAGGGGUACAAGUAGAAAACUCUUCAAUACAAUCGGCUUCUGGUUGCCCGUUGCGCCGCUCAUCCUACUUGGUUAUAUGCGUGCGGAUCAAAGCAAUUUGGCGGUGGGCUUACUCGUAAUGCUCAUCGGUGUGAAUUCAGCUGCAUAUUUGGGUUUCCUGACAAAUCACAUUGAUUUGUCGCCCAACUAUGCCGGCGUUCUUAUGGGCGUGGCCAAUUGCAUGGCGAAUUUGAUGAGCGUAUUGGCGCCACUGCUUGUGGGUUUCAUCGUCACCAAUACGGAAGAUGUUGGGCAAUGGCGUAUCAUUUUUUAUGUAACAGCUGGCUUUUAUUUUGUUGGAAAUCUUUUAUUCAUUAUUUUCGGUCAAGUCAAAAUCCAAAAAUGGAACUAUCCGAAGGAAUUACAGCAACAAAGGGAUCACAUUAAAUUUCAGCCAGUCAAUGCUGAGAAGGAAGUUUAUUAAUAUUUAUUUUUUUGUUAAUAUAUUUUCGCUAAACAAAAGAUUAUGUACCGUAAUAUGCUGGUCAUUAGUUUACUGUUAUUAUAUUAAGAAAAGAGAUAAGGUUUUGAAAAGUCAUUAAUUAUCGCAUAAUUGAAUAAAUAAAUAAAGUUAAUUACGUAAUUGUAGUUAGCCUCAUUUAGCAUGA
Ceratitis capitata (Mediterranean fruit fly) is the source of this 1731-nucleotide messenger RNA. Its product is annotated as putative inorganic phosphate cotransporter. Lineage: Eukaryota; Metazoa; Arthropoda; Insecta; Diptera; Tephritidae. The record is from RefSeq and is a predicted model, not a curated record. Gene Ontology annotation, molecular function: transmembrane transporter activity. The transcript has 4 exons. Gene Ontology annotation, cellular component: plasma membrane. Gene Ontology annotation, biological process: transmembrane transport; monoatomic anion transport. The coding region runs from base 108 to 1547 and encodes 479 amino acids.